This is a messenger RNA of Scomber scombrus (Atlantic mackerel), 1794 nucleotides long. RefSeq lists its product as uncharacterized. The coding region runs from base 1 to 1794 and encodes 597 amino acids. The record is from RefSeq and is a predicted model, not a curated record. Gene Ontology annotation, cellular component: external side of plasma membrane. NCBI's taxonomy places the organism in Eukaryota, Metazoa, Chordata, Actinopteri, Scombriformes, Scombridae. Gene Ontology annotation, molecular function: nucleic acid binding. The transcript is spliced from 10 exons. Gene Ontology annotation, biological process: immune response.
AUGGGCAAGCGUAAGGAUUUGGGCAAGUUUGACAAGGGCCAAAUUGUGAUGGCUAGACGACUGGGUCAGAGAAUCUCCAAAACUGCAGCUCUUGUGGGGUGUUCCCGGUCUGCAGUGGUCACUAUCUAUCAAAAGUGGUCCAAGGAAGGAACAGUGGUAACCGGCCACAGGGUCAUUGAUGCACGUGGGGAGCGAAGGCUGGCCCGUGUGGUCCGAUCCAACAGCCGCACACCAGUCAGGGUGCCCAUGCUGUCCCCUGUCCACCGCCGAAAGCGCCAACAAUGGGCACGUGAGCAUCAGAACUGGACCACGGAGCAAUGGAAGAAGGUGGCCUGGAUAAUGCGCCGUGCCACAAAGCAAAAAUGGUUCAGGAAUAGUUUGAGGACUUGGCCUCCAAAUUCCCCAGAUCUCAAUUCAAUAGAGCAUCUGUGGGAUGUGCUCGACAAACAAGUCAGAUCCAUGGAGGCCACACCUCGCAACUUACAGGACUUAAAGGAUCUGCUGCUAACAUCUUGGUGCCAGAUACCACAGCACACCUUCAGGGGUCUAGUGGAGUCCAUGCCUCAACAGUUGUCGCAGCACACGCUAAAGUUUGACUACACCGCGUCCUAUGGAGUCAAAAACAUCCCAGAUGUUGUGGUUGUUGGGUUCAUUGAUGAAGUUCCAGUAGGUCACUGUGACAGCAUCGGAAAGAAAGUAGAAUCUAAACUGGACUGGGCACAAAAACUGAUAGAUGAUGAUCCAGAGCACUUUAAGUGGUACACUGGCAGGUGUCUGUCAGCCCUACAAGAGUACAAAGCAUUAAUUGACAAUAAUAAGGAAUCUGGAGCUGUCCACGUCUUCCAGAGGAUAGACAGCUGUGAAUGGGACAAUGAGACUGGAGAGGUUAAUGGAUUUACUCAGUUUGGUCAAGAUGGAGAAGACUUCUUAGCAUUUGACCCACAGACACUGACAUGGAUCGCACAAAAACCAGAAGCUGAAAGCACCAAACACUAUAUGGACAGUGAUAGACACAGAAAUGAAAAAUGGAAAAACAUACUUACUAAGCUUUUACCUGAGUUUUUGAAGAGAUAUUUGGACCUUGGGAAGAGCCAUCUGCUGAGAACAGACCUUCCCUCAGUGUCUCUCCUCCAGAAGACUCCCUCCUCUCCAGUCAGCUGCUUCGCUACAGGUUUCUACCCUGACAGAGCCGAGAUAUUCUGGAGGAAAGAUGGAGAGGAGCUUCAUGAGAACGUGGAGCUUGGAGAGAUCCUCCCCAACCAUGAUGGAUCCUUCCAGAUGAAUGUUGACCUGAACCUUUCAUCAGUCACACCUGAAGACUGGAGGAAGUAUGAAUGUGUGUUUCAGCUCUCUGGUGUGAAGGACGACAUCAUCACCAAACUGGACAAAACUGUGAUCAAGACCAACUUUGUUCCUCCCUCAGACUCCCCUGCUGGUCCUGUUAUUGGAGCUGUUGUUGUACUGCUGCUGCUCCUGGCAGUCUGCAUCACUGGAGUGUUCAUCUGGAGAAGGAGAAAAAAUGCACGCAGCACGUUGGCCUACUUCACACUCCUGACGUCGCUCUGUGACGCAGGACGCACGAACCCGUCUACCCCUGACGCUGACAGCAACACAGUAGACAAUGCGGGUCUUCACGGGGGCGUCCCGCCGGUAGAGGGCUCGGUCCCGGCGGUGAUUGGCGGCUGUGUGUGCGGGCUGCAGCAGAUGGGAGCCUCGGUGUGUGUUCGGGGGAAAAGGCGGAAGACUGCGUAUCAACACGGACAACCAGAGAUGCUACAAAGCUACAGCCGCUAA